CGUAAUGUGCACGAAGUUAAAUAAUAUAUGCAAAAAUAUUCUUGAAGUGCAAAUACGCAUUUCUCGGCCAGCUUAGUGUAUUUUCGAAGAUCGGUGAGUUAGAUUGGAGAUCGGUAACGCUGCGAAUUUUCACUGACUCUUGCGAAUCUUUUAUCGUUGACUCUUACAACGUAAUGUACACUUUCCUAGGGAUACUAUAUAUUUAAAAAAAAAAUUUUUUUUACUAGUCUGUUGAUGAAAAUAAGAAUUCAGACAUUUUUCGAUUGGAAGCAGCAUAAAACACAGCUUAUUUUCGUUUCACCAGCGCAGACGUAACGCUUGCGAGCAUGCCCAUCCCAAGCUCUCUCUCUCUCUCUCUCUCUCCCCACUACUUCUUCUGUGAACACUAUUGUGACCAUGAUCAUAAAAAAAUAAAUACAUAAAUAAAUAUAAAAAUAUGCUUUUCCAGCCCAUAAUUCUUGCCGAUCAUUAAUCGUCUGUAGGGGGCAACCGUAAUUAACUUUAAGCGGUUCAUUAAUAUGUAAAGUGAAUGGUAAGCACGGAUUUAAGUAAAAUAUCCCAUAACAAAUCUAUAGAUCUUUAACACCGACAAUAUCAUAAUUUUCUGUUUAUUUUAUUUAUAGAUUUUAACAACGAUAUUUAGAAGCGUUGCAAGAAGUUACAACAUCAGACACAUUUGGCGACUAACGACAAUCGCGCGCUUACUUAAUGAUGUACAUUUUGGCGAUAAACUGGUGCAAGAAUAAAUAUAUUUGCAUUACAACGACAAGGAACAACGUGUUAAAGAAAUGAAAAAAACACGACAAAAGAUUGAGUAACAAGCUUAAAUCCAUGCGGUGAUAUGAACGUAACGGUAUGUUAGAAAAUCUAAGCGAAAAUAAAACUCCGUUUAAAAAUAAGAAAUUCAUAGGCAAACACCAUUAGGCAUAAAAAAUAGCUAUAAUAGCAAAAAAGCAAGAUAAGAUUAAACUCGCUUUAGGACGAGUUUUUGGUAUCCAUUAUUUUGAAGAUGCGUGCAUUAACAUCACAACUCUUUUAUACUAACAUCCAAAUGAUUAACGGUGUACCAUAUUUGUGCUAUUAAGUUCGUAGUCUUUUUAAUUACUGAAUUCUGAUCAUCUCCUUUUCUGCGAUCUCUUGGUUUAGAAAUUUUAAAAUACACGUAUAAAAGCCGACAUAUAAUAUAUCCGCCUUUUUAAUUAAAUGUUAUAAAGGCAAUUUUUGUUUACAAAAACAGCAACAAUCUAAUGAAACAAAAACUUAUGCACAAAUUUUGAAUUAUAGGAAACGUCGAUCUACAGCUUGAUAUAUAUAUUUAAGAAACGGGGUCUAAAAGGUUCAAUGGGGAGAUGAACGCAAUCCGUCAUCUAAAUCGUCCGCAUCUAAGCCAAACGAUUUACAAUUGUUGCGUUUAUGAAUAUUGUCCUCUUACUUGUUUGUAAUCUCGCCACAUUGCUAUCAAGUUAACACAGAUCAUAGAUUAUUGAUAAAUAAUGGCACCGUAUGUGAUGAUAUUGACCUUAUGUAAUUAGAAGAAACUUCCAAUUUGAUCACUCACUUCCUAAACUGAUCGCUGAGAAUCAACUACGUUUAUAGCUAAUAGGCUACAUAUCGAGUUUUCCGAUUAGAAAAAGGUUGCGAAAAAAACAAAAAAAAAAAAAAAAUGUGAAAUUAAUUAUGAUGUCGUUAUUGCUCACAAGCAAAAUCACAAAAUCGGCGUUCCCUCAUAUCUCUACGGUGGUCGGUGUAAAUAUAAUAAAUAGGUAUGAAAACAAACCGAAUAAAAAAAAUACAUCGACAUCAACGCUAGCGUUAGUAAAAACGACGCUUCAAAAUUAUUUACAUAUCAGUUGGUAUGAACAACUCAAAAUAAACAAAAAAAAAAAACAGCUUGGAUGAGCAUACACACAUGCAACGAAAUAUAAAAUGUGAAAGAAAACAACAAAAACGGCAAAAAAAAUAAAUAAAUAAAUAAAAAUUUUGAAAAAAGUGCGAAUCCGUUGCACCCUAUAGAUAAAUAUAUGAAAUUCACUCUUAUUAAGUGAAUAAAUUAAGUGGGUGCUAAUAAAUCGAUUUUCGCAUAAGAAGCAGAAGUGGGACGAAUUUUCAAUCGUACAAUAUUUCUUAAGUGAUGACGAAAGUGUGUGAAAAAUUGCUUGUUCCAAGAUUGCAUUGUUUUUUUCGUCGCUAUGUUGGCGGGUGCGUUUUAAGUGUGAAUUCGAAAUAUUUACGUGAAGUAAAAUUUCUUUGGAAAUUUUUGUGAUCUAGAGUAAUUUUAAAACCAUUGGACAUAAGGAAAACCCCUUUGAGCUCUCAACUUAUAUUGUUAUCUACAAGCGGCCGAAUUCUAAAAAGGAAAGGGGUUUCAUUUUCCCGUAAUAAAAACAAUAAUAAAACAAAAUACCAAAAACAUUUAACGAAACCAGUAUCUGUAAUAAAAUCCACAAUAGCAAAAAGUAAAAUAACAUAAAUAAUAUAAGAAAUGUAAUGGAAUGUAUUAGAGUACAUAAAAAAUGGAUUUCAAUUGCCUUUUUAAGGCUAUACUGAUCCUAUAUAUCGUUAAAGCUGAACACAAUUACAUUGCUAAUGGUUUGGAUCUACAGGGACCGAUAUUUCUUCAUGAACCGUCGCAUCGUGUGGAAUUUUCUAACAAUUCCGGCGGUCUUAUAGAAUGCUCAGGUCAUGGCAGCCCACCACCCGAGGUCGAAUGGACACCUGUACCACCACAACAAGAUAUGGUAUUCACCCUAUCAAAUGGCAGUUUGAUGUUUUACCCAUUUUCAGCCGAGAAAUAUCGUCAUGAAGUUCACGCCACUGUUUAUAGAUGCAAACUGCGUAAUUUGGUGGGAACUGUACUUAGUAGGGAAAUCCACGUUAGAGGCGUUGUCAACCAGAAGUAUACGGUCCAAGUGCACGAUGAAUACGUGAUGACGGGCAAUACAGCGGUACUGAAAUGUCAAGUGCCAAGUUAUAUGUCAGAAUUUGUUAUGGUCACCGCUUGGGUUCAAGACACCGGUAUGCAUUUAUAUCCCAACACAGAUAUUGGUGGCAAAUACACUGUUCUGGCUAAUGGUGAAUUGUACAUAAAUAACGCUGGCACCAAUGAUGCGUACAAAAGCUAUACAUGCCGUACUGUAAAUAGAUUAACGGGUGAAAUCCAAAUCUCAACAUAUCCUGGUCGGAUUAUUGUUACUGAGCCGAAAGGUAUGGUCCAGCCGCGCAUUAAUGUUGAAAAACAUUCCAUGCGUCAUGUUGUGCUUAAUGGUCAAACAACGUUACCAUGUAUUGCGCAAGGACAUCCAGUGCCAACAUAUCGUUGGUUUAAAGAAGAAAACGAGCAACUACUACCACUACAAUUAAGUGAACGCAUCACGAUAGUAUCGGCCGGUUUGCUGAAAAUUACAAAGGCACGUCUCGAGGACAGUGGUAAAUAUCUAUGUUGGGUGAAUAACACUGCCGGUGAAGAGACUAUACAAGUAUCAUUAACUGUUACAGCUCCUUUAACAGCACAUCUUCAGCCUCAAGUGCAAACUGUAGAUGUUGAUAAGGAUGCGCAGUUUCAGUGCGUUGUGUCCGGGCACCCAGUGCAAGAUGUCAAUUGGUUGCAUGAUGGUAAACCAAUAUUACGUGAUAACCGUAUCGAGAUUCUCACCGAUCCACCAAGACUGAUUAUUAAAAAAGUACAAAAAGAUGACCCUGGCAUGUAUCAGUGCUUCGUAUCAAAUGAAUGGGAACAAAUACAAUCUACAGCCGAACUGCAAUUGGGUGAUGCCUCACCGGAAUUGUUAUAUUGGUUUUCAGAGCAAACCUUACAACCAGGUCCAACAGUAUCCUUGAAAUGUGUAGCAACUGGCAAUCCAUUGCCCCAAUUCACAUGGACUCUUGACGGAUUUCCGAUACCCGACAAUUCACGUUUUUUGGUCGGUCAAUACGUUACUAUACAUGAUGAUGUCAUCAGUCACGUAAAUAUAACAAAUGUGAAAGAAGAGGAUGGCGGAGAAUACACUUGCGCAGCACAAAAUGCAAUUGGCAAAGUAUCUCAUAGUGCUAAAGUAAAUAUCUAUGGUCUACCGUAUAUACGUGAAAUGCCCAAGAUUACAGGGAUUUCUGGUUCGGAUUUGAUUGUCAAAUGUCCUGUGGCUGGGUACCCAAUCGAUAAAAUUCACUGGGAACGAGAUGGUCAAACUCUACCCAUUAAUCGUCGUCAAAGAGCUUACAACAAUGGGACUUUAAUUAUUGAACAACUGCAACGAUUAGAGGAUGCGGGCACUUAUACGUGUAUGGCGCAAAAUAAACAAAAGCAAACAUCGCGCCGCAAUGUGGAGAUACAGGUCCUAGUUCCACCGAAAAUUAUGCCCAUUCAAGCUAUGACUAAUAUGCUGCGUGAGGGCAUGAGAGCGGCCAUUUCAUGUCAAAUAUUGGAAGGGGAUUUACCCGUUAGUUUCAGAUGGGAACGCAAUGCCAAACCUUUGAUAGGCACUGGCAAUGAGGUAAUCAGGCGUCUUGAUGAGUACUCAGCCAGUUUAGUUAUUGAACACAUAACCUCGGAACAUUCUGGUAACUACACCUGUAUAGCACAAAAUAUAGCAGGCACCGAACGAUUUACUGUUCCCUUAACUGUUAACGUGCCUCCUAAAUGGGUAUUGGAACCGAAAGACUCGAGUGCACAAGCUGGUCAAGACGUUUAUCUUCACUGCCAAUCAUCAGGUUAUCCUAAGCCAAGCAUCACUUGGAAGAAGGCCAUCGGCCCUACGCCGGGUGAAUACAAAGACUUUUUGUAUGAACCCACCGUUCAGUUAUUCCCAAACGGUACAAUUUAUUUUAAGAAAAUCAGCAAAGAAUCUCAGGGUCAUUUCCUUUGCGAAGCAAAAAACAAUAUCGGUUCUGGUGUGAGCAAAGUGAUAUUUUUGAAAGUGAAUGUUCCAGCCCAUUUUCAAACAAAAUCAAAACAAAUAUCCGUUCCCAAAGGCAAACAAGUUCACGUCCAGUGCAAUGUUCAAGGUGAUAAUCCAAUUGACAUUAAAUGGAAAAUUCAAGCAACACAACAGUACUUGGAUGAAUCUCUAGACUCUAGAUACGCAAUACGUGAUCAAAUUCUGGAUGAUGGCAUGGUUUCAGAAUUAGGUAUUUCUCACACUUAUCGACAAGAUACUGGUAUUUACAUAUGCCAGGCCAGCAAUGCCUUCGGCCAGGAUGAGAUGUCUUUACAAUUAAUUGUGCAGGAAGUUCCAGAACAACCAAAAAAUUUGCGCAUAAACUCACAACAAUCUCGCAGUUUACAGCUAACGUGGAGUCAGCCGUUCGCUGGUAACAGUCCUAUCGAGGAAUAUCAUAUAUUUUAUAAAAUAAUUACAGAUAUUUGGCAGAAUGCUGAACAUAUCACAAUUACUGGCUCACAGACGGUAGUCAACAUUGCUAAUCUGCGACCAGCCAAAGCUUAUCAUAUUCGCAUGUCGGCAGAAAAUAAAUUGGGUGCCUCUGAUAAUUCUGAAGUGGUGCAGGUAACCACAUUAGAGGAGGUGCCUUCCGGUCCUCCUUUAAAUGUUCGAGCCGAAGCCAAAAGCUCUUCUGAAAUAUCAGUAACAUGGGAUGCACCAGAACGUGAUGAUUGGAACGGUAUUCUGUUGGGUUACUAUGUGGGCUAUCAAAUGUCAUUAUCGCCUGAAGAUAAGGAAGUGAAUCCUACACAAGGUUUCAGUUUUAAAACUGUUGAAGUGCGCUCUCAUUUUGGCGGUGAGACUGUUCUAACGAACCUUAACAAAUUUACACAGUACCACAUCAUUGUGCAAGCCUACACUAGUCAGGGUAGCGGGCCACCCAGCAAAGAAAUUGCCGUACAAACAUUGGAAGAUGUGCCAUCAUCACCUCCUGAAAGUCCACAGUGUGAUGUAUUAAGCUCAACAUCAAUUUAUAUAACAUGGUCACCGCCUGACAUUGAUGGUCAAAAUGGUAAAAUCAAAGGAUACAAAGUCUUCUACAUAACAAUCGAUGAAUUGUACGAAACUGAUCCGGAGGUUGUGAAAUCAACAAAUCAGUACGUUACCAUUGAAAAUCUCCACAAAUACACCAAUUAUUCUGUUUGGGUUUUGGCCUACACAAAAAUAGGUGACGGAGCGAAGACAAAACCAUUCUAUUGCCGCACUCACGAAGAUGUGCCUUCGGCCCCGCAAGCAAUCAAAGCUAUACCAGCGUCAAGUACAAAAAUUAUUGUUUCAUGGCUACCGCCGGAAUUUCCAAAUGGAGACAUUACCGGCUACACCUUUUAUAUGUCGAUGUUAGAAGGCGGUAGGGAAGAAGGUACACAUAAACGAGUUCUGGGUCCUUAUGUGGAAAUGCACGAAACACAGCGAACUCAAGAGUCCGCCACCUAUCAAUUCUGGCUGACUGCCUCCACUAAAGUAGGCGAAGGUGAAAAAACACAAGUAGUGACAGUACCGCCCAAUAAUAAAGUGCCAGCACGCAUUGUAUCGUUCAGUCAACGAAUAAUAAGUCCAUGGAAAGAAAAUUUAGAAUUGCCUUGCCGUAAAGUAGGCUCGCCGGCUCCCGUCACUAUAUGGCGUCAAGACGGUCACAACAUGGAAACUAGCACACGAAAAACUAUAGCGAAAAAUGGUACACUUUAUAUACGUGAAUGUCAAGCAACUGAUGCUGGUAAUUAUACCUGCAGCGUAGAGAAUACUUGGGGUAAAGACGAAAUCGUCUAUAAUAUUAUAGUGAAGGUACCGCCAGAAGCACCCAAUUUAACUGUAGUUAAUACAUAUACGGAUAGUUUACACUUGGAAUGGACCGACAAUAGUCAUGGUGGUAGUCCAAUUUUAGGUUACGUUAUAAAUUAUAAGCGCGACAAUGGUGAUUGGGAAGAAUUGCAAGUAGACGCAAAAACUAAUUCGCAUUUGCUAACUAAUCUUUGGUGUGGUACUCGCUACCAACUAUACAUAACAGCUUACAAUAAAAUCGGCACAGGUUUACCGUGUGACAUUGUGAACUCAUAUACCAAGGGCAAUCCACCCGUACAGCCUAAGCAUUCACAAAUGAUAACUAAUAAUUCAACAAGUGUUACAUGUUGGUUGGAUUCUUGGGGGGAUGGCGGUUGUGGUAUCUUAUAUUUUAUGAUUGAGUCACGUAUUUAUGGCAGAUCUGCUUGGAAUGUGGUUUCUAAUCAUAUACCACCAACAGAACGUAUUUAUACUGUUAGUGAUUUGGUUCCUGGAACGAAAUAUCAACUUAAGGUAACAGCGCACAAUAAUGCCGGCUCAACAACGGCAAUUUAUAAUUUUACGACCCUAUCACCACAGGGAGUUAUUUACUCAACUGAUCAUUCAGACCCCGUUUCUCGUUUGAGCGAUGGUCCCUUCUACGCUAACUUCAAGGUAUUAUUACCUGUUUGUCUAUCUAUGAUUGUCUUGCUAAGCUUAAUAGCAGCGAUCUUACUAAUAAGGAAGCGAAAAAUGAAUACUCAAGGACGUUUGGCUUCAUCAUCGAUGUCAGAGUCGCCUUCUUUGACAAAUUUACAAAAUAAACAAAAUCGUGAUCAACAAUAUCUAGCAGUGAGAUGUAAUCCAGGCAGUGGUCAACCACGUGGCUCCAAUUCAAAUGAUUCCGGAAGUUUUGGCAAAGCAGAAGGCAAUGAGUAUAUCGAAGAUAUCUGCCCCUAUGCUACCUUUCAACUAAACAAACAGACCUAUAGCGAAAGUUCGUAUAGCGGUAAUGUGUACAGUGGCCCCUAUCAUUCAGUCAGAGGUUCAUUUGUUUACCAUGAUGUGAAACCCGAUAGUUACCAUAGCAAAGAACCUGAAUAUACGAAAGUUAGAAGAAAAGUGGGGCGUCUUAGAGAUCCACACUCUGAAAGCCAAGAAUCGGACAAUCCAGGCUCAACAGAUUCCGAAGUUAGGAAAAUCCUAACACUUCACAUACCAAUUACAGAAUAUGACACUCUUGGUUCCGAAUCGGACAAUGAUGUGUCGGCACGAGCACUCAAUUCUGCCAAAUAUAGAGCACAAAGAGAUACACAAGAUGAGACAUCGUCUUCAUCGGAAACUACACCGACAAGCAUGUCACGUAAAUCGAAACCACCAUUUGCUUCUAGAAAAUCUGGUAAAACAGGAACUAGCGGCAAGCGUCACGUACGCAGCUCUAGUGGAUAUUCCAGCCACAACGAAGAAACUACCUUUAGCAUAUCGAACUAUCCUCCCAACUAUCAGGAUCACAUAAAUCCACCGGCCCGUUUUUCCGACAGCAAUGAAAAAUCGAAAACUCAGACAUCGCCACGCAUUCGUGCCAAUUCAAAGUUGCAAAGAGAAACCUUUCAAAUAAAUGUUUAAAAGCUUUUUUUUUUUAUUUAUUUCGUGUUGCUAAACAACUCUGACCAUUUAACAUGACAAGGUUUUUGUAAACUUUCUCUUUAUCGAAAAAAAAAGAUAAAUAUAUACAUAAAAGGGUUACGUAUAUA
This is a messenger RNA of Glossina fuscipes, 8449 nucleotides long. It is a transcript of the gene Dscam4, whose product is annotated as Down syndrome cell adhesion molecule-like protein Dscam2. Gene Ontology annotation, molecular function: cell-cell adhesion mediator activity. Bases 2514 to 8321 code for a protein of 1935 amino acids. Gene Ontology annotation, biological process: dendrite self-avoidance; homophilic cell-cell adhesion; axon guidance. Lineage: Eukaryota; Metazoa; Arthropoda; Insecta; Diptera; Glossinidae. The transcript is spliced from 35 exons. Gene Ontology annotation, cellular component: axon; plasma membrane. The record is from RefSeq and is a predicted model, not a curated record.